AAGUUCUCUGCAAUCUCUCACCAGUUUAAAGAAGCAAAAGACAAAGUAGGAUCUUUAACUCAAGAUCCAGGGAAUGAAUUGAAGUUAAAGAUGUACGCCCUUUUUAAGCAGGGUUCUUUAGGCAAAUGUAAUACACCAAAGCCUGGGACUUUGGACUUUGUUGGAAAGGCAAAAUGGAAUGCAUGGAACGAUUUGGGUGAUUUAUCACAGGUAGAUGCACAAAAACAGUAUAUAGCACUUGUGGAAUCUUUACUAGGACAAAAAUCCAAGACCAACAGCCAACCCAACAAAGACAUUAAUACAUCAAAUGAGUUUGAAAAUAUUCUUGUCUCUACUGAUGGCGGUUUGAGGACAAUCACAAUGAACAGGCCUGAUAAAUACAAUGCUUUGACCCCAAAGUUUUGUCAACGCCACAAACGAAGAAUAAUGUUUACGAAGCUGAAAGCCACAUGUUGCAAGGUCAAAAUUCGUUCGUUGAAAUUUGAUGAAGAAGCCAUUAUCAAUGAAAUUGAAAGCGAUGUGCGUCAGGAAUACGUCUAAAGAGAUAUUGUGAUAAAAGUCAUCUCU
Messenger RNA from Xenia sp. Carnegie-2017, 567 nucleotides. Its product is annotated as enoyl-CoA delta isomerase 2-like. Gene Ontology annotation, biological process: fatty acid metabolic process. Lineage: Eukaryota; Metazoa; Cnidaria; Anthozoa; Malacalcyonacea; Xeniidae. The transcript is spliced from 7 exons. The record is from RefSeq and is a predicted model, not a curated record. Bases 91 to 540 code for a protein of 149 amino acids. Gene Ontology annotation, molecular function: fatty-acyl-CoA binding.